Messenger RNA from Cutaneotrichosporon oleaginosum, 721 nucleotides. RefSeq lists its product as uncharacterized. Lineage: Eukaryota; Fungi; Basidiomycota; Tremellomycetes; Trichosporonales; Trichosporonaceae. The record is from RefSeq and is a predicted model, not a curated record.
UAUUCCUCCACUCCUCCACCCACCCCACGCAACCUCCCCCCCUCCACACACCCCCCAUGACAAUCACCGCCGACGACUUCUGGGCGACCAUCGCGGCCGCCUGGGCGCAAGUGCGCGGCGGGGCGCGCGCGCUCUCCGGGCUGACGCACAAGAAGAGCUACGUCCGCCGCGUCGCGGUGGCCGCGACGAACGUGCUUCUCCCUGACAUGCUCAAGGCGCUUGAACGCAGCCUGCGCGCGUACGCCCCCGAAGAGCUGCGCGCGUGGGACGCACACCUGCAAGCCGCGCUCGCGGCGCUCGAGCGGCCGGACGUGCGCGCGGCGCUGCGCUCCCCGUCCGACGAGGCGUUCUUGUACGCGCGCGCGUGGGCCGUCUGCGCGGGCCGGGCGUACUAUGCGUGCGUGGAGCGCGAGCCGGGGGCGUAUGGCGUGCACGACCAGUGGGAGGAGGGGGUGUUGUAUGUCGCCGAGCGCGUGUAUGAGAAGCGGCACGGCAAAUGGGCUUGAGUGGGUGCCACGUGGCUCCACGUGGUGCCACGUGGUGCGGGGGCUACUCAGAAGUUGGCGGCAUGGCGGGUUGGCAGAUUUCAGGAGCAAGCGACAGUGCCGAGGAGAGACAGCGAUCCUCCACUCCUCACCGAAAACGAGAUGUACAUUUCCAUAGCUUUUCCAUAGCAUGCGCGGCCAAUACGUAACGGAGAGACAUGUAGCAUGAUGCCGUG